CGUGCGAUGACAAAGUGCUGCUUGUGGCAAAAUUCAAAAUGCACCAUUAAUUGGAUUUACGCCCAUUUUUUUACUGGAAUUUUCAAUAUUUUUAAGUUAAGCAGUUUGACAUGGUAAAGGUGCUGUGCGACUGAAAAAAGGCAGUAGCAAUAUGCAUGGAGAAACAUAAAUUCAAAGAUUGUUAUUCGUAACUGCUAGACAACGGGAGUACGGCACGACGACACAGUAGAUUUGGAAUUUCAGACACUCUCGGCAUCUCCCCGAAGACGGGAAAAUGAAAAUUCCAAAAAUUCGGUUUUUUGGAAUUUUCAGAAGAUGACAGGUUCAGCCAAAAUGCUUAGCCUGGCAAAUUUCCGAGCCGAGCUAAAACUCUGACCAAUCACAGCUUCCUUGGCGUGACGUCAAUUUCAAUUUUCGGUAGCACGAUCAUUUUCGACUUCCGGUUGCAUUUUGCUUUGGAGCAAAUCGCACUAGGUACAAUUUCCGAUUUCCGAACCCAAGAAGACGAAAGGAGUAUGUAAAUUGUAAAGGACGUUUUCCUAUGUUCUUUUCACAAUCGUAUUCUUACGAAUUAUGGUUAUUCUCAACUUAUUCUUACUGUUUUCUUACGUUUCCCAUAAUAAUUUGUUGAUGCGAAAGUAAAACACUGCCGACAUCUUGCUCUUGGAUUUUUAGCUUUGGUGUGGUGUCGUGAUCUUGACAGUUUCCUGAUUUCUUCGGAUAUUCCUGUCAUUCUGACGUGGAAUACUUCACCUGUCUGUGGAAUGCCAUUUUAAAGCCAUGUCUCUCCGCCUUGGUUUUGCGCAACCGGUAUUUCGUCUCUCCUGUCGCGGAUGCAAACUCCAUAACGUUUCCCGUUAUUCUGACACUUUGAAGCGUUACUAUGCCACGCGCGCGGUGCAGGAGAAAAAUGUUUCGAGCAACGCAACUCCGCAACCCUCAACAACAACAACAACAACUCCGAGUAGUGGCUCCAGUGAACCACUAUCUUCAUUGUUCGUUACGGGGGCUACAGCACAGACGAUUCCCUUCGCUGUGGAUCCUUACACCGAAUUUGCUGAAUAUUUUACGGAAUCAUAUGAUCUGCAAACCCAGCUGUCGGCCCGAAAGAUUACCAUGAAUGUGCCGCAGUUAGCAGCUGCAUGGCAGCAUCUAAAGGAGCUGCGAAUGCAAAAGAAGAAAACCGAGGCAUUCAUGGAAGCACAUCGAUUGCAGCACGCUUCUUACGCGGGAGAUGAGCAUGCUUAUGUAGAUAUUUUACGAUCCAUUCGGGAAGAGUUGAAAGAGUUUGAUAAGAAAAUCAGCAGUGUGGAAACGCGUACGGUAUUGGACCUGUUUAAAAUUCCUACAAGACUGAGUCAGAGCGUUUUGGAAGGCAAGUCCGAUCCCGUUGUUGUCCACGUCAGCGAAGUCGAACCGAAGCAAUCCGCGAAAGAUUUGGUCCAAGCUAAUUAUGUUGAGUGGACGGAAAACUCGCCUGGCGGAUAUUUCUUGAAAGGACCAGCUGCAGAAUUAGAAUGGCAUUUGAUCAGUACAUCCCGAAGACAACUGGAGGAAUACCAGUGUAUACCGCUUUCAGGACCAAAUUUGGUGAAGUCUGUCAUACUUGAAUCGCUGUGUGUGAAUUUGCAGAAUCCUGAAGAGGCUUAUAUGCUCGGCAUUAGCAAAAGGAAUGGAGCGGAGUAUCGUUCUCUCUUUUUGACAUCGCUCCCUUUACAUAUUUAUACGGCCUAUCUGGCAAACGGUGAAUACCGCGAAGGUGCUCCUUGUGUGAAGUUUCAUCAUUCCGGUCGAAUAUACAAACCGCAGACGCAUCAAGGGAACGGAUUGCAGAGAUUAUUCUAUCCAUCCCAGACACACUGUGUUUCUUUCUGCAUUGGAUAUGAAGAUUUCGACCGAACCGAUGAAUAUUUUCACCAAGCUGUCGACAUGUUGAAGAAAUUUUACUCUGAAUUGCGGCUGCCCUUCCGGAUAAUGGCCCAGCCGGCGCCUGCUUUAGCAGCCUUCGAAGCUGCCCGGUUUGAUGUUGAAGUGUGGUCAGUCAGUCAGAAUUCGUAUAUUCCUUGUGGAUUUGUAUCGGCAAAUAAUGAUUUCAUCAGUAGACGAAUUCGCUGUCAAAUCGGGAAAUCUGAUGAUAAGUUCAUGUACAUGAUCCACGGGGCACUUGUAAAUUUAACUCCUCUUGUGGCGUCUUACUUGGAGCAUUAUUGAUAUUCACUUGAGUAAAGAGUUAUAUUUGCGCGUUGUCUUUCGAUAAUUUAAGCCGUUCCUUUACAUUUUCUGGUGCUACGAAAGUUAAGACGGUAUUAAUUAGCUGCAGGUUAGACUAUGUGUUGUUAAUUAUUUCGUUUCGUGUAUACCCGGUAUCGAUUGAAUUCUUUUUAUUCCAAUGUUGCCAUCCAUUAAUGGGAGGUCAUCCACUUUUCCGCUGGAAUCCCAGCUGACUUGCCGCUGUUGCUUUAAAGCUUCCUUGGCUGCGUUCUCUUCCUCAAAUAAAUUUCUUUG
Messenger RNA from Paramacrobiotus metropolitanus, 2505 nucleotides. Its product is annotated as serine--tRNA synthetase-like protein Slimp. Gene Ontology annotation, cellular component: mitochondrion. Gene Ontology annotation, molecular function: serine-tRNA ligase activity; tRNA binding; ATP binding. Gene Ontology annotation, biological process: mitochondrial seryl-tRNA aminoacylation. The coding region runs from base 781 to 2211 and encodes 476 amino acids. The record is from RefSeq and is a predicted model, not a curated record. The transcript is spliced from 2 exons. Lineage: Eukaryota; Metazoa; Tardigrada; Eutardigrada; Parachela; Macrobiotidae.